UGGAGGGAGGGAGCUGCUGAGCUCCAGGUCCUUCCCCCUCUCUGGUUGUGAAUAUAAGACUGCAGCUCCAAGGCCUUACUGCCUCUACGCCUGGACAGACAGACAGACCGACAGACAAGAUGCACUCCUCUGAGCCCUCACUACACUGGUCGUCUGCCAGAGGAUGCACACUGAAGGUAUGUACGGUGCUAUGUUGGCGGAGCGUCGGUGUGCUGUACUCCAUCUUGUGCCUUGCAGCUCUACCAGACCAUGCAGAGUCUAGAGCACGCUGUGGAUCUGAACUUGUUGCCCACCUAGAGUUUGUGUGCGGAGACCGUGGAUUUUACAGAGCACCGAACGGACUUCGUUCCACCCGAGGGAAUGGUACUCGCCUCAGAGGGAGUGGGACUCGGGUCCGAGGGAAGGGAAUUGUGGAGCAGUGUUGCUUAAAGGCCUGCGACCUGCAGCAUUUGGAGAGCUACUGCGCAAAGCCAAAGCGGAGCCGACGACACGCUCCCCUCACGCCUCAGCAAGUUAUGGAGGUGCAAUUUCAGGCUGUUUUUCGGAGGAGAAUAAUGAACCACUGGAAACUUGAGUCAAGUCAUGAUGAAGAGAGGCAAAUCCUCAGUGUGCAUCAUCAAAAGAAAGUACAUUAUGGACACGAGAGACCGCUAAGGGUCAGUGCUGAGGGGAACACAGCAAGAACAACAGACAAGGACUCCCUCAGACUGAAGGAAUCCCUUCAAAGCAGCAACAACAACACGGCCAUUGUGAUCUUUGACCUUUUUGAGGCCAGCAUUUCAAGAAACUGAGAUGAACAGUCUGAACUGGGCACAACAAGAUAUCUCUCCAAUCCUUUUGUUCUUGGCUGUGGGACUGACAAGUCGAUACAGUACACCCAAUGCACUUUAAAUGCUAGUCAGAGGAACAGAGCAAAACAUACAAUGAUCUAGUUCUGUUUAGUGUAUGUCAACAGAUAUUUUGGGUAUUUAAUACAUUAUACAUAAAAGUUGCAGGACCUAUCCUGGAAUUGUUCUGUACCCCUGAUGUUCUUUAGCAGCAUGUCAAAUAAUGUACAUUGGUUUCAAUUCUUCUUGCAUUCUAACAAUAGCACAAUUAUGUGAAUGCAUUAUAAAUAGAAGGAGAAGAAGUUAACUAAAAUAAAUAAUGUA
Coregonus clupeaformis (lake whitefish) is the source of this 1151-nucleotide messenger RNA. RefSeq names its product insulin-like growth factor 3 (gene igf3). Bases 120 to 791 code for a protein of 223 amino acids. The record is from RefSeq and is a predicted model, not a curated record. Gene Ontology annotation, cellular component: extracellular region. The transcript is spliced from 4 exons. Gene Ontology annotation, molecular function: hormone activity. NCBI's taxonomy places the organism in Eukaryota, Metazoa, Chordata, Actinopteri, Salmoniformes, Salmonidae.